AUGGAGAAGGAAACAGGUGUAUUCAUCGAUUUGAAGUACUUUCAAGAGAAAAUCCUUGAUGGAGAAUUUGAUGAAAGUGAGAAGUACCUCAGUGCCUUUACCAAUAUCACUGACAGUCAAAGCUCCAUGAAAAUGUUUUUUCAGAUUAGGAAGCAGAAGUAUUUGGAAGCCUUGGACAGGAAUGACAAAGCCAUGGCCGUUGAAAUUCUGGUUAAAGACUUCAAAAUAUUUUCAACAUAUAAUAAUGAUAUCUACAGUGAAAUAAUAAAUCUGAUAACCCUUGACAACUUCAGGGAGAAUGUAAAAUUAUCACAUUACAAAGAUGUUAAAUCAAUUAGAAUCGCAUUGAUGGAAGAGCUCAAGAAUAUGAUUGACAAUAACCCCAUAUUGAAAAAUAAGAUUAUGCUUCCUUCGUUGCGGUCGUUGCGAUUGCGAUUCAUGAUUAAUCAUGGUUUGAAUUGGCAGUAUCCAAAGCCAAAUCCCGAAAGCACAACUUUGUUGAUCGACCAUACUUCUCCUUUGCCUCAACAAGGAUUUCACAUGCCUCCUAUGCUUCCUGCUGCAGAUGCUUCUCCACUUCCCCCAGCCUCUGCAUGGGUGGUGAACGGAAAUCCUUCCUCAUCUUCACAAUCGCCUGCUACACUUGCAGCUUCCUCAGUGCCAGGUCCUUCAAGUCGAGCCUCUGCAUGGGUGGUGAACGGAAAUCCUUCCUCAUCUUCACAAUCGCCUGCUACACUUGCAGCUUCCUCAUUGCCAGGUCCUUCAAGUCGAGGCUCUAUUUCAAAGCUUUCAUUUACAUUGAAUACUCCGCUUGCACCGAUGGAUUACCAAAGUAAUGACCGUGUUCAACAAUUAAGACCAUUGCUAGCUGCAGAAUCGGUUGAAAAGGCUGGACAGGUCGCAUCUACCGUUACACCACAACCAUCACCUAGGUUGUUUGAUGAAAUUCCCAGAACUGUUGUUUGGGAAUUAAAUCAGGGAUCAACUGUGAAGAGCAUGGAGUUUCAUCCUACAAAUCAUUCUAUACUAGCUGGUAGGGGUUGCUUUCAAAAACAUUUAAUUCAUUUGUAUGCCUAUCAAGUUUCUAAUGGCCUACAACAGCAUUUGGAGAUUAAUGCUCAUGAUGGUGGUGUUAAUGACUUGGCAUUUUCAUUUCCAAAAAAUCAGCUAUGUGUCUUCUUAUUCUCUACAUCAAUUGACGGAAAAAUUAGAGUCUGGCUGUUUGAGAACAAGAGCCUCAUGGUGGAAUACGACACGCCCGGAAAGUGUAGCACUACACCGAUCUGUAGUUCUGAUGGAACUAGAUUGUUUUCGUGUGGGACAACUACGGAGGGAGAUUGUUUCCUAGCUGAGUGGGAUGAAGAUGAUGGUGUAGUAAAAAGAACUUAUUCUGGGUUGAGAACCAAAUAUGUUGGCAUGGUGCAAUUCGACACUGCAAAGAGUCGAUAUUUGGCUGUUGGUGCAGAUAACCAAAUUAAGUUUUGGGAUGUGGACAUUAUUAAUGUUCUGAUUAGUACAGAUGCUGAUGGUGGUCUUUCUCAUGUAUUUGACAUACAAAUUCUGCAUUUUUUUAAUCAAACUAUGAAUCUACCAGACGGUUUUGUCCCUGACAAAUUGAAUUGGAGCUCUUCUGUUGAUGGAGCUAAGAAUGGACAACAACUUGCUUUAUACUCCUCUCAGUGCUAG
Molecule: messenger RNA, 1686 nt
Organism: Medicago truncatula (barrel medic)
Lineage: Eukaryota; Viridiplantae; Streptophyta; Magnoliopsida; Fabales; Fabaceae
Product: topless-related protein 2
Exons: 13
Coding region: 1-1686 (561 amino acids)
Biological process (GO): regulation of DNA-templated transcription
Molecular function (GO): protein binding
Source: RefSeq, a predicted model, not a curated record